Cynocephalus volans (Philippine flying lemur) is the source of this 645-nucleotide messenger RNA. It is a transcript of the gene SPATA31F3, whose product is annotated as SPATA31 subfamily F member 3. Lineage: Eukaryota; Metazoa; Chordata; Mammalia; Dermoptera; Cynocephalidae. The record is from RefSeq and is a predicted model, not a curated record. The transcript has 5 exons. Bases 1 to 645 code for a protein of 214 amino acids.
AUGUUCAGUCCUACCUUCUUUCUGUGGGAUGUUGGAUAUCCCUUAUACACCUAUGGCUCCAUCUGCAUUAUUGUGUUAAUUAUUUGGCAAGUGAAAAAGAGCCAUGAAAAAUUAAGGUUGGGACCAAACAGGAGCUGUUGCCAGAAUCACCGAAGACUCAAACAAAGGUCUAGAGACAGAACUUCAAAAGCUAAGAGAACUUCCCAGGAAGAAGCUAAGAAGCUGCAGAAGCUGCUCUCUGCCAUGAAAAGCCAGGGCUGGCUUCCUCAGGAGGGAAGUGUGCGGCGGCUCCUGUGUGCAGAUCCCUGCUGCCAAACCUGCAAUGCUGUGGCUCUGGAGAUUCAGCAAUUGCUGGUGGAAGCUCCAGGAGUUGGCUUGGGAGAUGAGAUGAAGCUCUUUUUGCACUGGAUUAACCCCGAAAUGAAAAGUCAAAGACCUGAAGAAUCCAUUCUCUACUCUAAGGCUGAGACAGUUGCCAAAGCCAGAACAAAAAAGGUUGAGAAAUGUCUAACCCCCACCAAAGACCCUGUGGGGGAAGGUAACUUGGAGAAGACAGCAGAGGACCAUGACGCCCAGCUUCCCCCUACUGAGGAUGAGGGCCUGACCUUCUGCGAUGCCCCCCAGUGCCUAGAAAAUCAGCUCUAG